UGAGAUGGAAAAUGAAGAACAACCAUCCUCUGAAAAUGAUUCUCAGAAUCAGAGUGCUGAACAGAUUGCAUCAAGUUCUCAGGAGGUUGAUUUGGUUGAUCAGGAGUCUCCUGAGGAAAGUUCUCUAAACUCUCACCCAGAAUCUUUGUCUCCAGCAGAUACGGACAAUGCUGCAGCAAGCAUUUCUCCUUCUGAACAGAAUUCUAAUCCCACGGAAAACCAUGAGACUACAAGUCUUGAUGGUGAAUGUACAGAUUUAGAUAACCAACUUCAAGAACAAUCAGAAACUGAGGAGGAUUCCAAUCCUAAUGUUAGCUGGGGUAAAAAGGUCCAACCUAUAGACUCCAUAUUAGCAGACUGGAAUGAAGAUAUAGAAGCAUUUGAAAUGAUGGAGAAGGAUGAGCUCUGACUCACUAAAGUCUACCUGGUGGUAGGUAUUUCAAAAGAAAAGGUAAACUGUGGAUAAUAGAUACCCUGAUACUAAGCAGGCUCUCUCAUGGGAGGCUCUAAGUAUGGUGAUGAACAACCACGUUCUGACUGGGAGAGUUAGUUAUCAUAGGAAUCUGGAACAUGCUGUGUUAGAACUGACCUUGUUUAUAACUGUCCCAUCAAAAAUGCAAACUCACAGUUUCCCCCUCAGGUGAUAGCAUUGCACCACCCUGCUGCAUCUCAGGCCAGGAAAAGAUUAUUGGGCAUUUCUAGGAACCAGAUUUCUGCACUCUCUAGAUGGUAGAUAAGAAACAAAUUCAGUUAACUGUGAGGUGGGCAAUACGAAUUUGUACAGCUUUCUAAUUGAAGGAAGCUCUCGGUUUUCUUGGUUUUGGGGUUAGAGGCCCUUUGGGGAAAACACAUAGGAGUAUUUUGGGCAUUCUGGUUAUGCUGCCUUCACAGAAACACUCAAAAGUGACCUAAGUGGUUAUGAAGCAAAUACAUUCAUGGUGAAAACAGUCUUUGCUCAUCAUUUUCACUUGCUUCAUUGUGUAACAUGAUCAAGAUGACUUGAUUUUUUUUCCCCCCUCUUUAACAGUAUCCAUCCUUUUCAUUUAAACCAAAGGUGAAGCCAGUGUACUUUCUCAGUGAGUUCUCUGCAUAAAGACUAAUCAUUGGGACCAGGUAAAAAGGUCAUAUAUCGUGGAAAUUGGUUACUUAAUACUUUUGAAAAAUGGAGCAAGGGAGAAACUAUAAUGUUGCAAUAUGAACUUGCCAUUGGGCCUUCCGUAAGGAAAGCUGUGACUACUCUGAAAUGGAACUUAAAGUUAUAUCUUUGUAGGGUAAAUUAUAAAUCUUUUCCAGUUCAUUUCGUUGGAGGUGAUUACCUCUAGCCAUCAGCCUUACUCCAUCCCAUGUUUAGAAUGCAUUUUGAGCCACAAGGCCUAUGUUGCCAAUAGCUGAAUACAUUUUGUUCCAUUUUUCUAUCUUAGGGAGCCAUGAUAAAACUGUGGUAGUGAUCUAAAAAUUCUGGAGUAACUACUAUUUUUCCUCCUUUGAAACUAGUUUCUAAAGUUGCACCUAAGGAGUCUGUCACAUUUUCUGUUGAAUCAUGGUUUUUAAGUUUGCUUUUUUUUUAAACAAAUAUUCCUUCUGAUAUGGACUUGAAAAUUAGUCUAUGGUAACCUGUGUAAAAAACACAGUAGCAACUAACAUAUAGCCAUAUAGCUUACUGAGAAUUUUUUUCCUUUGUGUGAGUGAGUGAGUGUGUGU
Molecule: messenger RNA, 1701 nt
Organism: Balaenoptera acutorostrata (minke whale)
Lineage: Eukaryota; Metazoa; Chordata; Mammalia; Artiodactyla; Balaenopteridae
Product: ER degradation-enhancing alpha-mannosidase-like protein 3
Exons: 1
Coding region: 5-409 (134 amino acids)
Source: RefSeq, a predicted model, not a curated record